CUGAGAGUAUGUGGGAUAAUUGAAAGUUUUUUGUGCGGAUAAUUGGCCCGGGUUUUUACGCGCGGCUCUUGCGCACGGAGAGAGAGGUGUGGUUUAAGAGUUCCUCAGCGCGCAUCAGGUGUCCAUCCCUCACUAUAUAUAAUGGAAGCCCGUGUGGACCGAGGAGACAGAAGCAGGACAGGAGCACCGAAGAGGACAACAUCAUCACAGCAACAAGACAGAAACUAUGGCCAGAAUGCUGAGAUCGUGGCUGAUGUUCGCGGCGGUCGUCCUCUGCCUCCUGGUGUGUUGGAGUGGCUUCGCGGACGCCUAUCCCCCCAAACCGGAGAGCCCCGGCACCAACGCCUCACCGGAGGAGUGGGCCAAGUACCACGCUGCUGUCAGGCACUACGUCAACCUCAUCACCAGGCAGAGGUAUGGGAAGAGGUCGUCGUCCCCCGAGCAGGCAGUGGCUUGGCUGUUGCUGGGGSCCGAUUCUAGCCAAGACCCAGAGCCACGCUCUAACAGUGUCGAUCUCUGGUAAACGAACCCAAAAUYAACCUCCCCUUCAUCACCACCAAUCAAAACCUUCACAAGGCCACCUGCACUGGACACAUAUUUAAUUAUUCAAUGUGCAUGCAAAUCUCUUUUUUUUUUCUUAUGUCUGUAUGCCUCUGUCAGUGACUGUAUGUAUUUGUUCUUUCAAUAAAAUUGUACAUAAUUUGUAUCAAAAAAAGAGUCUUUGAAAUAAACAUCUGAGUGAGAAUAAA
This is a messenger RNA of Austrofundulus limnaeus, 749 nucleotides long. RefSeq names its product peptide YYb (gene pyyb). Gene Ontology annotation, cellular component: extracellular region. NCBI's taxonomy places the organism in Eukaryota, Metazoa, Chordata, Actinopteri, Cyprinodontiformes, Rivulidae. The transcript is spliced from 4 exons. Gene Ontology annotation, molecular function: neuropeptide Y receptor binding; neuropeptide hormone activity. Gene Ontology annotation, biological process: neuropeptide signaling pathway; feeding behavior. The coding region runs from base 227 to 523 and encodes 98 amino acids. The record is from RefSeq and is a predicted model, not a curated record.